This is a messenger RNA of Laccaria bicolor S238N-H82, 249 nucleotides long. RefSeq lists its product as uncharacterized. The record is from RefSeq and is a predicted model, not a curated record. The coding region runs from base 1 to 249 and encodes 82 amino acids. The transcript is spliced from 3 exons. Lineage: Eukaryota; Fungi; Basidiomycota; Agaricomycetes; Agaricales; Hydnangiaceae.
AUGCCCUCAUGGAAUGUCUUUUGGAGGAGCUCGCAUUUCAGAAUGAACCCCGAAUCUUUCAAAAUUUCAUCGCGUACGCUUGGCCACGGCUUUGCUAAUCAGCAUCUGGCCGCUCCUGGACUCAUUAUUUUAUCCGUGCAGCGUAGGCUUGAGAGCUUGACCUGCUUGACCAGGUCACGUACUCAAUCCAGGGGCUGUGUUUUGGAGUCGGAGCGUUCCUGUCGUCAAGUACUUCUCGAUCGCAAAUAA